GGCAACAGAAAUACAGCAGGACCAAGCUGUGCCUUCUACACUAAUUCCCUGUCGAUACAAACUAGGCGGCUCCCUCCUUUCUCUUUUGUUCCCUUUGCCUUCGAGCCUUCCGCCAAAAAUCCACUGGCCGAUUUCUCCAAUCAAACCUCUCCCCAUCCUUAAAACCCUUCAGCUCGUAGCUGUUUCCCCUUGUCUCGCAUUCCCCUUUCUUUUUCAUAUCCCCAUUUGGAAGCUUCUCCCGUUCUCCGACGUCACAUGGCGCAAGUGGUGGCUACCAAAUCGAUUCACGGCUCGCUGCUGAGCCCUGGCUCUACUGGGUCGCUGCAGGAGCGAGCAGAGAGGCUGAAAGCUUCGAGCUUUGCCACCUCCAAAGCGUUCGGGCUCGAGAAUGAGAAGAAGAGGAGCAGCAAGAAGGGCAAUGGAGUUGCUCGUAGAAGCAGACCAAUGGCAGCUGUCACGAGAUCCGUCCGUUUGGAGCCUGAAGUGGUUCCGGUCUCGCCCGAAGAUGCUCCAAAGAGGGCAGAGAGGUUUAUGGAGUUGCAGCAGUUUGGGGAUACUUCAGCGGGAGUGUGGCCGAAGCCUGCAGUGAAACGGAAGACGAAGAUUGUUUGCACCAUUGGCCCAUCGACGAAUACGAGGGAGAUGAUCUGGAAGCUGGCCGAAGCUGGAAUGAAUGUGGCUAGAAUGAACAUGUCUCAUGGGGAUCAUGCUUCCCAUCAGAAAGUGAUUGACUUGGUCAAGGAGUAUAAUGCCCAAUCCAAAGACAAUGUCAUUGCCAUUAUGAUUGAUACUAAGGGCCCUGAGGUUAGGAGUGGCGACUUGCCUCAACCGAUCAUGUUGGCGAAUGGCCAGGAAUUCACUUUCACAAUUCGUCGAGGAGUUGGAACAGCUGAUUGUGUUAGUGUGAACUAUGAUGAUUUUGUGAAUGAUGUAGAAGUCAAUGACAUGAUUCUUGUUGAUGGUGGCAUGAUGUCUCUGCUUGUGAAGUCGAAGACUGAAGAUUCAGUGAAGUGUGAAGUUGUUGAUGGGGGUGAACUGAAAUCUAGACGUCAUCUUAAUGUUCGAGGAAAAAGUGCAACAUUGCCUUCCAUCACUGACAAGGAUUGGGAUGACAUAAAGUUUGGAGUGGACAACAAAGUAGAUUUCUAUGCUGUUUCAUUUGUCAAAGAUGCACAAGUUGUUCAUGAGUUGAAGAAUUAUCUCAAGAGCUGUGGUGCAGAUAUACACGUGAUUGUAAAGAUUGAAAGUGCAGAUUCUAUACCCAAUUUGCACUCUAUAAUCACAGCAUCAGAUGGGGCAAUGGUUGCAAGAGGAGAUCUUGGAGCAGAACUCCCAAUUGAAGAAGUUCCACUUCUGCAGGAAGAGAUCAUCCGAUUGUGCCGAAGCAUGGGGAAAGCUGUUAUUGUGGCUACCAAUAUGUUGGAAAGUAUGAUUGUACAUCCUACUCCAACCAGAGCAGAGGUAUCAGAUAUUGCAAUUGCUGUUCGAGAGGGUGCAGAUGCAGUCAUGCUUUCUGGAGAAACUGCUCACGGAAAAUUCCCAUUGAAGGCUGUAAAGGUUAUGCACACAGUCUCAUUACGGACUGAAGCAACUUUGUCUCGCGGGCCAAUGCCAGUUGAUCUUGGCCAAGCUUUUAAGAAUCACAUGAGUGAGAUGUUUGCAUACCAUGCAACCAUGAUGUCAAACACUCUUGGGACAUCAAUCGUUGUCUUCACCAGGAGCGGCUUCAUGGCUGUUCUACUUAGCCAUUAUCGACCUUCAGGGACAAUCUUUGCUUUCACUAAUGAGAAAAGGAUACAACAGAGGUUGGCAGCCUAUCAAGGAGUAUGUCCCAUUUACCUUGAAUUCUCCGAUGAUGCUGAAGAAACCUUUGCCGAUGCCUUGAAACUACUAAAGGAUCAAGGAAUGGUCAAGGAAGGAGAAGAGGUUGCUCUGGUUCAAAGUGGCAAGCAACCCAUCUGGCGAUUCCAGUCGACUCAUAAUAUCCAGGUCCGCGAAGUAUAGUAUACACAACAAGGAUAACAAUCAUCAAAAUCAUUUUCUCACUCAUGUGCAAUUUUAGAUGAAUCUGUAGCUUUGUUUUCACUGAAUUCUGUUUUGAUUUGUAUCAAGCAUUUUGUAGCAUGUAUUUGAAGAAACUAGUGUCUGUUCAAAUCAAAAGCAUAAUGUACCCAUGUUUGCUUUAUUAUUCCUUGUUUUACAAGGAUUCCCAAUGUGGAAAGUUUUCUCAUUUCUCAUACACUUUUCUGAAUGGAUGAAGUAUACCCAUUCUGGUGAUCCCAAUACAUAGACCAAAGCACAACCCCUCCAUUCUUGGGUGACUUCUUGAUCAGUGGAAGAAUCUGAGAUGUCAGCACAUCCUGCGGAACAUACCACUGGCAGCCGUUGGAAGCCGGGUUUCAGUGGCCUGUCAGGUUAAGCUCGGGGGUCUUACCGAUGCCAAACUUGUUGAGGAAGGCAAUGUUGACAUGCGUAUUUGCCAGUGGCACACGUCUCCGGGAGAGCUCCUUCGUUGCCAUUCUGGAGCGGGAAAUACAAAAUGGUCAGAGAAGGCCUUUUGGGCGCCAGAGACAAUGGCGGGAAAUACGAUCCGCAGCUUUCAUGAACAGAUUUCCCUUUACCUCUCGGAAAACGGAAAGACCACUUUUCUCAUGGUAACCGGUAGAGGUGGGAAUUAGAAUUCAAAUCCAUGAAUUCAAUCCAUCCAUCAAAUUAUCCACCUAAUCCAAUCCAUUUAAAUCGGUAGAGGUGUUCAAGAUGGACUGGAAGAUGAUGAAAUGGAGAAGGGUGGAAGACUUGGGUGAUCGAGCUUUCUUCUGGAGCGACUCGGCAUGUUAUCCGGGUUGUUGUACUGGCAAAUUGGGAUUGAAGAACAACGCCAUUUAUUUUUUAGAAAGGAGAGCAGGGACGGAGUUAUAUACAUUUGACUAUCGAGAUCGUACUAUUUCCGUGUCGUCUUUGCUUUGCCCUAGCGUUGAUGUUGAUUACCUAGAGCCCGAGGUUUUUGUGUGGUACAAGUAGCCAGCGAGGUUUUUGUCUAUUAACGAGUCAAGCUUGAGCUAAGUUUUGUUCGGCUCGUGAGCCACUUCGGCUAGGUGACUUAUUGAGCUCAAUAGGAACUCUCAUGUUGUGAGCUCAUAAGAUGCCUCAACAUUGUGAUUAGUCAGCCAACUCCACUACCAGCUUAAUUAUGAGAAAAUCAAUCUAUUUCUUAUGAGUUGGCUUGUCAUUCAUUCAUAGGUUUAUUAAAUUCUAUGUUUCACA
Messenger RNA from Linum trigynum, 3264 nucleotides. Lineage: Eukaryota; Viridiplantae; Streptophyta; Magnoliopsida; Malpighiales; Linaceae. The record is from the annotation of a GenBank genome assembly.